Molecule: messenger RNA, 7589 nt
Organism: Medioppia subpectinata
Lineage: Eukaryota; Metazoa; Arthropoda; Arachnida; Sarcoptiformes; Oppiidae
Source: the annotation of a GenBank genome assembly
UCUUAUAGUGAACUUAUAUUCACACAAAUCAAUUGUACACUAUAUAUAAAGCGAUCAUUUUUUUCGAUUAUCUAUUAAUGUUUUGCAAAAGAAUUAUAACAUUUUGUUCGUUAAUUCAUAAAACAAAAGUUUGUGUCAAUUCGCCAUUCAUUAGAACCAUGUCUACCAAAAGUUCGUACAAACAGAUCCAAGUCUUCAACUACUCCACAGACUUUGAUAAAGCCGUCCAAAUAGUUUCGCUGCCAUUAGUUGAUCCCAAAAGUGACCAAAUUUUAAUAAAAAAUCUUUUUGUGGGAAUCAAUGCAACUGAUCUGAACAUCACUGCCGGACGCUAUUUCAAACACGACGACCCGCCAUACCCUCUCGGCAUUGAAUCUUUGGGGGAAAUUGUCAAAAUCGGAACCGAUGUGAAGAACUACAAUGUGGGCCAACACGUUGUGGUGAAAUGUGGUGGCGGGCUAUUGAGGGGAUAUUCUGAAUAUCUGUACGCGACAUCUGCUGAUGGGCUGACAGUCAUCCCGAAACCAGAUCCCAAAUAUUUAGCACUGUUUGGCACAAGUGGUUUGACGGCGUCGAUAGGUCUGUCAGAAGGCGCCCGUUUGGCCAAAGGGGACAAAGUGUUGAUAACGGCUGCGGCCGGCGGUGUCGGACAUAUAGCGGCUCAAUGGGCGCUAUUAAAAGGUUGUCACGUAAUCGCCACCACAUCUAAUGAGAAGAAGGAACAGUUUCUUAAGCAAAUCGGUUGCCAUCGAGUUAUCAAUUAUAAACUGGAAAAUUUGGAUAACGUCUUAAAAACAGAAUAUCCGGAGGGAAUAGAUGUCGUUUGGGAGACAAUCGGAAGCCCAGUGUUUGAACAACUAUUUGAACACUUGGCCCGAAAGGGACGACUAAUCAAUAUCGGCGCCACUUCUGGCUACACAACCGUCGGUUACGCUCCCAUCAAAAUAGACGACUUUAUUGUUAAACUUCACUACGGGGCCAAAACAGUGAUCGGCUUUUUGACAUUUGACUACAAAGACAAAUAUGAAGAAUACGCCCAACAAUUGUCUCAAUAUUACGAGAAUAAUAAACUUGAAAUUAAAGUGGAUUUCGGGGUUAAUGUUGGAGAAGGUCUCGAAGCCGUGUCCAAAGGGAUUAAGCUCAUGAGUGACGACAUGACCACCAAAAUGGAUGUGUCAGAGGAGACAACACCCGCCGACACGACUCCGAUGGCCACCGAUGAGCACAACUCGACUGAGGCCACUCAAGUGAUGUCGAGAACUGUAAUGUUGGACACAUUGCUCAACGGAUUGAUUGCCACCAAAGCGUUGAAAGCCGUGAAGAAAGGCGUCAAUUGUAUGACCGGAUUCUUGGAUAAAAAGGAUCUGUUCUUUGAGAUCAAAGACGUUUACCACUAUCUGUGUGUCAUCAACGAGACAUCCAUCGAUAAACAAACGAUGCACACAAUGGCCACAGAUCUGUGCGCCUUCUUCGAGAAGAUAAUCGACGUCUGCUAUCAAUUGAAGUGUUUGGCCUCUCAUUACGACAAUGACUACCGAUUUUAUAAUUGCAUUCAACAUCUCAUCAAAUGCUUAAUCACUAAAUUAGAUGGUAAUUGUGAUGAUAAUAAUGUGGUCAAUCAAACCAUACCAACAAUGUUGAGAUCAAUGAUUGUGGUCGUAUCGACAAUUCACGGCCUCCAGGAGGCGGUCGUUAUUUCGGGAGCCAUUACAACACAACUUGUCCUCAAACGAGUCGCUAAUGGUUUGUGUGUGGAUAGCAAUGAAUGGAAAGGUCUAAUCGCUUGUUUGACAAAUGUGUCCAAUAUAUGGAAGCGAGUCAUUGAUAUCGACCAAACAGAUCGCCAAAGUUUGGGUAAUUUUGUGGUCUCUUUAGUAGACCUGUCAUUAGGAGGCGACCCCUUCCCCAGUCAUAUGGCGGCCAAAGCUGUCAAAUGUCUUAGCCAUGAGAAGAACAUAGAUUUGGAGCAAUUGUUUAUUGAAUAUCAAGUGGAGAUCAGUACACAUAUUCUCCGUUUGCUAGACAUUAACGAUAAUUUUGACAAUUUGGGCGACACUCUCAAGAAUACAAUGUCUGUGUUUGGCAUUAAUAUACUUCCGCGCGAACUCAUCAAACAUAUUGUCCCGCAUUUUGUUCACAAAUGCAACCAAACGACCGAAAAAUUUGUCAGUGAAAUCGCCCGCAUCGACGACAAGGCUGUCUGCGAUAUCAUCAAAAUCUAUUUGAUUGAUAUCAUUGAGUAUCUCUUCUACUCCACCAACAGAAUCGACAAAUCGUUUGAAGAGAUCCAAAGUCGGAUCGAUCUCUUGAAACUCAUAUUGGAUUUCGAUAUAAAGCCCCGCAUUUAUGUCACUAUCUUUGAACUGAUGCAGUCAUCACUCAUGCAUUUGUCCACCGAUAGAGAGGCCACACUCGAGGCGAUCGCAUUCAUUCAAUACUAUCGGCGCAAUCAAAGCGAUUCCAACUAUGAUUUGCAGCGUUUCUUCGACAACGAGGAAGAGCUGAGGGAAGUAUUGGUUGACUUCUUCCUACCGUUUGUACACAAAUUUGAUUUAGUAAUUCAGGACAACUCUGUGUCCACAAUAGACAAACUCAAGUGCACACAGAGUUUCAUUAGUCUAAUGGCUAUAAUGGGAAAAAACCAUUUGAAUACAUAUCGAGUGAAACUCUUUUCGACCAUUAAAUUAAUAUUAAGCGAAAGAUUUCAUACGAAUAAACCGCAGAUGAAGUUGAAUGUGGAAGUGUUGAUGCAAUACAUUCAGAUGAUUGAACCGUCGUAUUUGGCCGACCAGUUGUUGACGAUAUCGGCGCUCACUUUACCACUCAUACACCUCUGGCCACAGGAGACGAAGAAAGUGUUUCGGGAACUCAUUGUGCGAAACAAAACCAAUGAGAACUUCAAGAAAGCGUUCAAACAUUUGUAUUUCAUUCCGGACUGCAAUGAACUGAAAGAAGUGACGGAUGUUCUCAAGCAAUACAUCACAUAUAGAGAUGCGGAGAAAGACAUCUUUUUGAACAUUACAUUUGUUGUCAAUAACAUUAACCACGAGAACAAUCGAGUCCAAGAGUUUUCGCUGCGGGAACUGUUGAAGCUAUUGACGAAACACCAGUCGUUGAUCUAUAAGAAGUGCAAUAAAGUGAAAGAAUUAAGUGUCGAUUACUUUGUCAACAAAAUUGUCGCCAAAUUAAUGGUGUGUAUGAAGUCUAACGAUGAGAAUGUGCUUCAAUUGGUGGCCCAGUGUUUGGGCGUUUUGGGAGCCAUCGAUCCGUUGAGAAUCGAUUUGGAAAAACCGAUUAUCUCUAAGGAAGAGAAGUUGGAAAAGUUUCUCAACGCAAACGAUCACGAAUUUAAGGUCAUUUUGAUCAGAAAUCUGUACCGAGCGGUCACUACAGCCACCAAAACCGGUGAUCAAAACUGCAUUUCGUUCACAUUGCAAGAGAUUGUCAAAGAUUUGAAGAGCGAUGGCUUUAAUUUGGACACUUUGCCCACAGAACACAGGGAUUAUUGUCGUCUGUUGUGUAAAACCAAAUACAAAACCGUCAAAUCUAUUCCCAUUACAGACACAAUGACGCGCCAGAUAUUUGGCUCCGAACCGGAGCUUCAGUACAACGAUUGGCUCAAACUAUGGCUCCAAACACUGUUCCAGGCCUUCAUCUUUAAUCACGAACACGACUGCGAAAACAGUCAAUACAACGAAAAUUUGUCGCAGUUUUCUGGCCAAUGCUCUCAACGCUCGGAUCUCUUUGAGGCCGAAUUGGCCAAAGCGUUGACCAGUAAUUCAAUUAAAAUUAAAUUACUGAACGUAACGUAUUUGUCACUAAUUCGCGACCAAAGUAUGGCUCAAUUUAUGUUACCAUAUGUUGUGAUCACUGCCUUAAAGAACGCAACUCUCGAGCAAAAGAACCAUAUUGUGAAUGAAGUGAAGACUAUUAUCACUAAACUAAAGGACAGCAACGAUCUGAUGCUUGAGGGAGAGAUCGGACACUUGAGCUCACAAACAGUGUUUCACAUUUACGACUACUUAAAGGUUUGGCACAAAAAGCGGGUACUUUUGCACAAAAGAGUUUGUUCGACGCCAAGACAUCUAAAGACCGCCCGAUUGAAAGACCGCGAGUUCAGAGGCGUUGAGUACUUCUUGAACAACAUAUCGACUAAAGAUCUGUCAGAUCUGGCGUUUAAAUGCAACGCGUAUUCGCGCUCUUUGCGAUAUCUCGAGGAAUACGUGAAAACAGAUGAAAUGGUGUUUCAAGAGGCGAUUCCUAUGUUUCAGGAGAUAUUCUUACGUCUGGAUGAACCCGAUUCGGUGGUCGGAUGCAAUUCGAAGCGAAUCGGGAGACCGAAUAUCAACGAACGAAUUCUGACCCACGAAGCGAUGGGACAGAUCCAGGAGGCGAUGCUGUGUUGCGCGAAAGCCGUCGAACACAAUCCGAGUGAUCUUAAACUCCAACAAAAGUAUUUACAGAAUUCGAUGGAAAACUUCGAUCAAUCGGAACAGGUUUACACUUACGGCUGCGGUCUUAUGGCCCGAAAGCCAGAAUGGCAGCGAAGUUUAGCCCCGUUUGUGAUCGAAGCCGUCUGGAAGUUAGGCGAUUGGACACAAUUGGAUCAAAUACUUAAACAAUACGAUUCCACGUGUUUGACGACAUUUGGUUCCGGAAUCGGAGACUUAUUUAAUACAAUAAUUAAUGAGAAAGAGAUUGAAUUUGACGAGAAGAUGACUAAUUUGCGCAGAGGUCUGGUCGGCCCCCUCUCGGCCGCCGCCACUGAGAUCAGCGGUUAUGUGAGGGGACACGAGUAUAUCGUAAAUCUGCACAUUUUGAAUGACAUUCAAUUGGUUUACAAUAAACUAAUGGCAGAACUCGACGAAGACGUGUCACCGAUCGACACAUUGAGGGAUAAAUUCUCAAAAGUGAUUAACAUUUGGAAUCAACGAAACGAUUUGGUGAGAAAGACAGUGAAAUGUCAGGAACCGAUACUUAACGCACAGAGAGCUAUGCUCUCGAUUCUGGCACAACGAGCCGAGAGUGCAAACCUCUCACUCGAUAUUAAGAAACAAUUAUUCAAAUCAUGGCUAAUGAGUACAAAGACUUCGCGCAAAUCAGGGAAUAUCCAAAGAAGUUAUACAUUUUUGCUCGAAAUGAACAAAAUUCGCGAUUCAAUGGCCAUUACUUUUGGCGAUGUGUUUGAGUCAACCGUCAGUCCGUUGUCUGAUUUGGAGAAUUGCGAAGCGAUUCUCGAAACCGCAAAAAUAGAGUGGAAUAAGAAUAAAAUUGGUGCUAUUCAAUAUCUGAAGAGUCAAAUCGAGCAGAAUUACAGCUCAUCGCACAGUUUCUGCAUACAGAGAGCUGUGAGUAAACUUAACGACUCGUUUUCGACCGAAGAGUUGAUUGAAUUGCGAAGCUCUAUGUCAUACGGAAGCGCUUCGAUACCGAGUUAUCAGUCGUCGAUGGCGUCGACGGGUGGCGACUCGACUCGAGACCAGAGCACUGACGAAGCGUUCGCUAAAUUGCAAUUAUUGCACGCAAAGUAUUGCGAACAAAACGGUCUCUUGAAUCAAAACAGUUUAGCCAUUUUGUAUAAAGUGGUCACAAUAGCGGCGCCGCAGUCCGAAGAAAGCCAUUACAAUCUCGGAAUGUUUUGCCACAGGAUUUACAAGAACUACGAAGAGUCCAAACGCCAGAACCAGAAGUUCACAUUAGGAAAGGCCGACGAGAUUCUGCAGAUGAAAGGCCGGGCCGUCAGUUCCCUCAUCGAGUCAUUGAAAUAUGGCGUCAAAUACGCGCACAAUUCACUGCCACUUCUACUUAACAUGUGGUUUGAUUUGGGCUCAGAUCACAACCAAAUCAACCAAAGAUCAAGAAGCGGUUCUUCAACACAGCAAUACUCGGAAGAAAUUCGCAAAACAAUUGAGAAAAUUAAUAAUGCAAUCGGAGGUCUGUUGGCAAACGUUCCGCUCUAUAUAUUCUUCAUAGUGUUCGCACAGUUGACGGCCCGUGUAUUGCAUCCAAACAUGUCGAUCAGCGCAAUGCUUAAGAGAAUAAUCUCUAAACUGAUUGCCAGUUAUCCACAGCAGACAAUGUGGCUAUUGAUGCGAUCGUAUAACUCGGCGAACGCCAACCGUAGGAACUGUUUCCGCGCUAUUGUCGAGAAGUCCUAUCUGUUGCCAGAAGGAGGCACCGAUCAAACGCUAUUGAAAUUUGUUAGCGAUAUCAUUAAGUUUUCCAACCUUUUGACCACAAUGUCAGCAAAGGGUGCGAUGAGUGGUCAGAGAGUCCCGCGCGGAACCAAAUACAUGACACUCUCUCGAGAUUUUCCCGAAUUGCAUCGACUAUUAAAGUCCAACUCUUUUAGCAAAAUACUGCUUCCAUUCCGAUCGCUAGUCUCCGUAACACUUCCCAAAUCUAUUCACGAAACCAAUUACAACCCGUUCCCCACUGAAGACGUUUAUAUCCAUAAGUUUGAAGAUAACAUUGAAUUAUUACUUUCGCUUCAAAGACCGAAAAAGGUUUCGAUCGUUGGAAGCGAUGGCAAAACGUAUACAAUUCUCUGCAAACCCGGCGAUGACUUACGCAAAGACUAUUGUUUUCUUGAAUUUUGUAAUCUAUUGAAUCGUUGCUUUAAACGCGACGCCGAGUCCCGAAAGCGUCAGUUAAGAGUGAAAACAUAUUUAGUGGUCUCUUUGACCGACACGUGCGGACUCAUCGAAUGGAUACCGGGAUUAGCGCCGUUCCGAUCCAUAGUCGAGGGCCAGUAUAGGCUCAAAGAAUACGAUUAUGACUCGACCAAAGACUUGCUAAUCAAGAAUUAUCCGUUACAUACACUGCCGAAGGCCGACAGAGUCCGCAAAUUCCAGACCGAAAUACUGCCCAAAUUCCAGCCCUCGGUAUUCGGCAAUUGGUUUGUCAGCAAUUUUACGGACCCGUUGUCGUGGUUCGCCGCUCGUCUGGCGUACACUCGUUCCAGCGCUGUGUACAGUAUUGUCGGUUAUCUGUUGGGUUUGGGUGACCGACACGGAGAGAACAUCAUGAUCGAGGAGUCCACCGGCGAAACAGUUCACGUCGACCUCAACUGUAUGUUCAAUAAGGGCGAGGAGUUUCAGGUGCCAGAGAGGGUGCCCUUCAGACUCACGCAUAAUAUGAUUCACGCGAUGGGAGUCAUAGAAUACGAGGGAACGUUCCGUAAGGCCUGCGAACACGCGUUACGAGUGGCCAGAGAUAACAAGGAGGCGGUCAUGAACUUUGUGAGCCCUUUUCGUUUUGACCAUUUGAUUGAGUGGUCGACAAAGAAUUCCGAUGUCCGACAAUCGUCCUCUGAAUUCACUCUCGAGAUUAGCGACAAUAUUGUGUUCAACAUUGAGGCCCGACUUAACGGUAUUCCGUCCCGUAAUGAUCGUAAUCUUCCCAAAGGCGUCGCCCUUUCCGUUGAGGGACAGGUGGACACAGUUAUCAAAGAAGCGACGGAUAUAAACAAUUUGGGCGUUAUGUACGUCGGGUGGACGGCAUAUAUUUGAAUUCAUUACACAUUUGUUAUUAUCAAAUUCAUAGAUUAUAAUAUGAAUACAGUAUUUAUUUUUCCCGCAAUCAACUCA